AUGGGGACCUCUACAAAUCACAACGUAUAUGCCCAAGAUACUCAAGGCCAAGCACAUAUAGGAUCCACUAGAAAGAGAUCUCAUAGGGGUGGAAACUUCACAGUGGAAGAAGACAAUCAACUUGUAUCAGCUUGGCUCAAUAUUAGCUUAGAUGUAAUUCAAGGAAAUGACCAAAGAGCCACACAAUUGUGGAAUAGAAUUUAUGAGUACUUCAACAAGUACAAGAAGCCAUUUAGUCCUGAACGCUCUGUGGCCUCUUUAACAAAUCGGUGGUCAACAAUCCAAAAAAGUACCAAGAAGUUUUGCAGGUUCUUAUUUCAGAUUGAAUCAAUGCAUCCAAGUGGUGUUGACGAGCAAGAUAAGAUUCAAAAGGCAAAGAAUAUGUAUCGAGAAAACCAAAAGGCAACAUUUCAAUUUGAUCAUUGUUGGUAUUUACUAAGACAUCAACCAAAAUGGCAGACACAUAUGGAUCAAUUGAGAUCUAGGAGGAAAUCAAAAAAUAUCACACAUUCUCCCGAUACUACUCUAGAGUCAAUACAUCUUGGGGAAGAUCAUUGCUCAGAGGAGGUGUUUGUGGACUUGGAGAGACCACAUGGUACGAAGGCUGAGAAGGAGGAGAAAAAAAGAAAGGCUCAUGAAACUUCACUUGUAGAAAUGUUGAGUGAAUUGAAAGAAGAGAGGAAGAUAUUGAAUGAGGAGAGGCGGGAAGCGCUUAGAAUUGCAGAGGAAGAUCGGCAAGAGUUGCUUCGCAUCAAGAAAAGAAAGCUUGAGCUAGAGAUCAUGCUGAUAGAUAAAAGAAAACUAUCUCCUAUGCAACAACAAUAUAUUCAUGAACGCCAAUUGGAAAUCCUCGCAAAGUAUAGGACUACAUUGUCAUAACAAUUGGAAAACCUUUGUUUUGGAACAUUUGCCAUGGAUGUUAUUGCUUUCGAACAAUUUUAUUUUCUUUGGAUGCUAUUGUUUUGGAACAUCUUUAUUUUCUAUGGAGGCUAUUGCUAAGCAAUUGUUCAGAUCUCA
Molecule: messenger RNA, 1017 nt
Organism: Carya illinoinensis
Lineage: Eukaryota; Viridiplantae; Streptophyta; Magnoliopsida; Fagales; Juglandaceae
Product: glutathione S-transferase T2-like
Exons: 2
Coding region: 1-879 (292 amino acids)
Source: RefSeq, a predicted model, not a curated record